Molecule: messenger RNA, 2026 nt
Organism: Dreissena polymorpha
Lineage: Eukaryota; Metazoa; Mollusca; Bivalvia; Myida; Dreissenidae
Exons: 2
Coding region: 40-2001 (653 amino acids)
Molecular function (GO): zinc ion binding
Source: RefSeq, a predicted model, not a curated record
UGUAGUGUGUAGCGUUGACACCUCAAAAUACUUGAUUUAAUGGAUGCAAAAUCAGUUGGUACCGGAUCUGUAAUUACCAACGCUACCGGAAGUUCGGAAACGUACGUGAAUGGACACGGCGCUGUUUCCAUGCCCGAUGGCCCAUCUGCCGACAUCGAAGGGGCGGCAUCCGCCGACGCAGAGGGAACCGGUUCCGGAAACGAAGAAGAGAACAAACCUGCCGGCAGACGAUGGAGGGGCCCGCCAAAGAACUCCAGUCGAUACGGAAUAAAACAUUCCUUACAACGCAUGGCAGUUAAAUACACGCCGCCGAAAAUCGAAGGUCCCAAAAAGCCGCUGCACGCAUGCGCUCCGUGCGCUCGUGAACAUCUGGACGUUGACGCUUCGAGUUACUGCUCCGAUUGCAAGGAGAAACUGUGUUCCGGAUGUAGCGCCCAGCACCGACGGUUCCUCGUGCUCAAGACGCACAAAUUGGUAGGCCUCGAGGAGGCGCCGAAAGCGGAAGUAGUAAAAGUGGAGCGCAUCAAACUGACAGAGACGUGCGCCACACACGCCAACAAGCUUCUAGAUUUGUACUGCCGGUCACAUGAUCAGGUGGCGUGUUCGGCAUGCAUUGCUCUGUCUCACAAGGGAUGCGGGGAACCAGAAUACGUGAGCACCAUAGCAGCAGAUCUGCUGAAAACGGGGUUACAGAAAGUGACAAACGACGAACUGAGUCGCGUGAAAAAAGACAUCUUCCUUCUCAAGCUUCGACGAUUGGCUGAUAAAAAUAGAUUCACUAAAGCAAAGGACGAUAUUUUAGUAACUAUAGAGGGAAUCCAAAAACAGGUGAUGGAGAUUUUUGAUAAACUGGCACAAAGCGCCCGCGAUAAACUAACCACUCAUUUUGAUAAAAAAAUGGGUGCUAUCAAAGGUGACAUUAAGAGUUGUGACAACGCAAUUGCAUCCCUAGAAGAUAGCAUUAAGAAAACAAAGGCUGAAAAUGAUGCGCAGCUGUUAAUUAACAUUAAGAGGGACUGUCGCGCAAGUUUGGAAAUAGGUGAACAGGUUUUGAUUAAGGUAACUGAAAGGUUGGGUCAGGAAGAUGUUAAAUUUACUGUAGAUAAUGGCAUCUUAGAAUGGCUCAGAAAGUUAACCGCCCUUGGUAAAUUCGAACACGAGGUCAGUAUUUAUUCGGGGAUAUUUUUCGGUAAAAGCGACCUGGACCAAAAGAGUGAUACGGAAAAAGAGAACUAUGUGUUCAACAACUUGUUGAACCUUCCGAAUGGUUUCACUAUUGUGAGCGAUUGGAAAAAUAAGAGGUUGAAGAUUCUCGACACAAAUUACAAUCUCCGGAACCAUUGCGACACCCCCGGGGAGCCGUACGCCCUGUGCUCGGUGCAACCAAACAUGAUCGCCGUCACCCUCCGCGACGAAAAGAUCAUACAGUUCGUGUCGCUGGACAACACGAAGAUGAAACUGGACAGGAAGUUUAAAAUCGACGAAUAUUGUCGAGGGAUAGCUUGUAAGAAUAACCAGUUGUUCAUCACAUGCGGAGGAGGGGAGGGCGAGAUACACGGGCAGCUGCGCGUGUACUCUCUACACGGCGCUCUCGUGCGCGUGUUCGAGGAAGACAUCCAAGGGAAGCCGUUCUUCGGCCAACCCAAGGACGUCGUCAUUAACGACGAAGGCACGAGAUUUCACGUGGCCGACUUGAAGCGUGGCGUCGUUACAAUCAGCCCGGAGGGUCGUCUGUUGUCGAUUUUCCACGAUCCCGGCUUGGUAUCGCCGCUGGGGCUAUGCAUGGACGGAAAGGGGAACCUGUUCGUGAGCGGAUGCGAGUCCAACAACGUCAUCCAGUUCACGGGCGAAGGGAAGAAGCUGUCGGAGGUGCUCAAUGAGACGGACGGGCUGACGCGCCCGCUGGCGAUCUGUUGUCAUGAGAGCGUGAUUCCCCGUCUGGUCGUGGCAUCGGAAGACUCGUGCACUAUUAAGGUGUACACGCUGCAAGAGAAACUGUAGGAGCGCGUUAUCCGUAUUAAUAAUA